This is a messenger RNA of Exophiala aquamarina CBS 119918, 3156 nucleotides long. RefSeq lists its product as uncharacterized. Gene Ontology annotation, molecular function: transcription coregulator activity. The coding region runs from base 1 to 3156 and encodes 1051 amino acids. The record is from RefSeq and is a predicted model, not a curated record. NCBI's taxonomy places the organism in Eukaryota, Fungi, Ascomycota, Eurotiomycetes, Chaetothyriales, Herpotrichiellaceae. Gene Ontology annotation, biological process: regulation of transcription by RNA polymerase II. Gene Ontology annotation, cellular component: SAGA complex. The transcript is spliced from 2 exons.
AUGGCUGCUGUCGUAGCCAAACCCGCCGGAACGGCCACCAAGAUGAAGAAACCUCCUCCGCCGCUAGUCCAGACCAACAUGAACGGCGGACGGCAAACUGCGCCAUCUGCAUCCCCCUCCAGUGUCCCGAAAUCCCUCCCCGGACAGAUUGCGACCCCUACCACGGCAACCGCCAACAGUGCCACCACGGUGAAUGGCACAGGCACAGGCACAGCCCGGCCCAAUCGACGGCUCCAGCGUUUGACUACGAGAAACAACGCCUCUGAGGGCGCUUCUGCAGACAAGAAGAGUUCCAAGAAGUUCCCCGAGCCCUAUGUACCCAAGGAGUCCCACAUCCUGCGAAAGUACAAAGGCUGUGCUCCAUCUCUGAUUGUCCACCUCCACCCAACCCAUUUUCGCUUCGACCAGCAGGAUGGAAGUUUCAGCUAUCAUUCCGAAAUGCGCAUCUUCAUUGAGCAUCUCCAGAAAGGCACCAUACCCCAUGAUAUGGUUGAAGAAUUCCGAAAGUCAGAAGUCAGAUACUACGAGGGCUGGUUGAUUGUUCGGGUGGUGGACCACAAGUCUGCGGCUAAGGAAGUCGCUGCAAAUGGCGCAGGUGCAGAUGAUGAAAAGCUGUUCUCCAUUCACAACUACAACCAGUACAUUACCCCGUCUCCCUACGCACCAUAUCCUUCAAAGGAACAGCCAGUGGCCAGAUCACCGCCCAUGAAACACGAACACCAGGAUUCUGUCUCCAGUCAAGUUCCAAAUACCUUGAAUUCCACCGACACUAUCGAUGUCGCUCCAAAGUCUACCAAGCCUCAGCCCAGGAUCUACCAUGUUGCACUGCGACCUACCAUCCUGUCUAAGCACAUGGAUCUUGUCAUAGAUGCCAUGACCCCAGACCCAAAAUCAAUAAACCGCAAGCAGUCUCAAGCCAAUGUCAGCAGCAGAGCGCCUGGUUCCGGUGCGCCGCAGACUCCAAUGUCCGGUAUGCCCGCGACUCCGUCCACGGAGAAGGGCCACCCACUAAAAAAGCAGAAGUUGAAGAUCGACCCCAAAGAUAUGCUGGAGUAUGAAGCUCGAGUGGUGAAUGCGACCGCUCCUCCCUUGUAUCUGGAUCCUGUCGAAAGCCUAGAAGAGGCCGAUUCUCUCAUUUCAAUGCUCAAGGACCCCUAUCACGAUGCCAGGCCACCGUCACCCAAGAGCAGAAAGAGGACCGUCGCCGAAUUAGCGGCAGAGGAUGCCCACGCCAAGCAGCAAGAACGGUUCAUGCUCAUCAUGGAUGAACGUACUGCUGAUGCCGCUAAUGCCGGCAAUGUGGACGGCCAGGCUGCUGCUGGUUUGUUCCAACCUCGAUUCGAAAAGUUCAACGCUCUCGAUGGUAUCAAGAGAGACAUCGCUGAACGGAAGCAACGUGAGAAAGACCGACAACUGCAAGAGGACGAAAACAGGAGAGGCCAACAGGAAAGGUUGCAAGAAGAGGAGAAGAAACGCAUCAUGAUGCAGCGAGCUCAAGAGGCUCGAAUGCUUCGAGCUCGCCAGCAGGAAAUGCAGGCGGCGUAUGCCGCUCAACAGCAACAGCAAGGCCAGCAACAGCCACAAGUUCAAAAUCCUGGACAGGUUGCCCAACGCCCUCAGUCACAACAAGUCAAUGGUAUUCCACCCAACAUUCAGAAUCAAAUGAUGGCCGCUGCUCAGCAACGGGGCUCACCAAUCAUUCGCCAAGGUACUCCACAUGCCGCCUCUUCACCAGUGGUUACCUCGGCCACUCAAGGAGGGCAGCCCAUGGCUAUGUCGACUUCUCAGCAAGGUCAUGGUUCUCCUGGAAGGCCAGGCUCAGCUAUACAGCACGCUCAUCCAACUGCAUCCAUGUCGAGAGUUCCCAGCAACCAAGGUCAACCUAGCCGAAAUGGCACGCCGCAAUUGACACACGGCACACCUGCUGCGAGAAAUGCGACCCCGAUUCUCCGACAAGGAACUCCUUCUCAACAUAUGACACAAGCUAGUCCUCAUGGUAGCAUGGCAGCACCCACCCCGCAGAUGAUGCAGGCCACAAUGAUGCAAGGCCAAAUGGUUAAUGGUGGCUCUCAGCCUAUGAAUCCCCAGCAGAUCGCUCAAAUGCAGCGUCGCCAUCAUACCUUGCAACAACAAGCAGCAAUGUCACAGGCCGGGUUGGUAAAUGGAACUCCACAAAUGGCGCAAGCUCAAAUGGCCCAUCUACAAGCUCAACAUCAUGCUCAGGUAGAUCGUCAAGCUGCAAUACAGAGACAGCAGGCCCAACAGCAGCAGCAGCAGCAGCAGCAGCAGCAGCAACAGCAACAACAACAACAACAACAACAACAACAACAACAACAACAACAACAACAACAACAACAACAACAACAACAACAGCGAGAGCAGCAGCAGCAGGCUAUGCAACAAGGGACACCGCAGAGUCAGCACAUGUCGCCAGCUUCUCAAACUACUAAAUCGUACAAUCAGUCUCUAGCCGAGUCCAUGAAAGCCCAGAUGCAAAACCUGCAGCAGGGCCAGACACAUGGCUCGCCUGCUCCAAACCAUAUGACUCCGCAGCAACAAGCAGUUCAAAUGGCGCAUGUGCAGCAGCAACAGCAACAGCAGCGAAUGAUGGCCGCACAAGCACAAGGGCAGAUGAUGGCCGCUGGUAUGCAACAGCAGCAGCAACAGCAGCAACAGCAACGACCUUCCAGCCUAGGCCCGUAUCUGCAGCAAGUCUAUAAUACCACACUGCAAGCCUAUCAGGGGAGAUUCAUGACUCAAGCCGCUGCAAAAUAUCAAGGUAAUACAAAUAUGCUGCAGCCCAAUGAGAUACAUCAGAUCGGUCUGCAAGCAAGACAAGCUGCCAUAGCUGCGGUUAGAAAACAGCAGGCAGCACAAGCAGCACAGAAUCCGGCUCAGCAAAAUGCCAUGCAGAACAUGAAUGCUAUGCAAUUGCAACAGGCUCAGCUCAGGCAGCAGGCAGCGCAGCAAGCUGGAGGCAUGCCGAAUGGUAUGGGCGGUAUGAACAUGAACCCUAACAUGGCUCAAGCGAUUCAGCAACAGAAUGCACAGCAAAUGCAGCAACUACAAAUGCAGCAUGCCCAGGCCCAGAUCAUGGCGGCCCAGCAACAUCAACAACAGCAGCAGCAAGGUAUGCAGUUCCCACAACAAAGAUGA